AGCUUACGAUGAUGCACUUUAAUGUUUCACUAGAACCUUUUAAUACCGUACUUCCGACUAUCCUUACGAUGAAUUUAUUCGCUAUAUGUAGAAAAUUUCAUUUUAAAGAAUUUAAAGACAAGGAAAAGAUGGAAAUGGCAAGUUCUAGCCUUUAUGGUAUAAAUAAAGAACCUGGCAAUUAG
Messenger RNA from Funneliformis mosseae, 182 nucleotides. Lineage: Eukaryota; Fungi; Glomeromycota; Glomeromycetes; Glomerales; Glomeraceae. The record is from the annotation of a GenBank genome assembly.